GAUAGAUUAAUCCCAAAUGCACCACAACCAUCGAUCACUCGCCGGGGAAGAAGAAGAAGUUGAUCAAAUAGCCACCGCCACUGCCGCCCCCUAAAUUUAGACCCAUUACUUUCUCUCUCCAAACCCCAAUCAUCAAUUCAACCCUUCUCUAUUUAUAUAUAUACAAACAUAUACAUUUCUUGAGAGAGAGAGAGAGAGAGGAGAGAGAUGGGGUCGGAGUUGAUCUACAGGGGUCACGAGACCCAACCCACACCCGACACGUACUCGCCGAAGCCUCACAAGCCAUGGGUCUCCGUGAUUCGUCCGAUUCGUUACAUGCUUCGAGAGCAGCGACUCGUCUUCGUCCUCGUCGGCAUUGCCAUCGCCACCCUUGUCUUUUCUCUCCUCCCCUCCUCCUCUAACAACCACGAUUACACCCCGAUCUCUGACUCGCACUUUCCCACCGAGUCAACUCAGCUUACCCACCGGUUCUUCUACCAGGGCCAUGGCGGGUACGGGUCGAUGAAUUCGGGCGGGAAGGUUCCGUUGGGGCUGAAGAGGAAGGGUUUGCGGAUCGUGGUCACGGGCGGGGCUGGGUUCGUGGGUAGCCACCUCGUGGACCGUCUGAUCGCGAGAGGAGACAGUGUGAUCGUCGUUGAUAAUUUCUUCACGGGUCGGAAAGAGAACGUGAUGCACCAUUUUGGGAACCCGAGGUUCGAGCUCAUCCGACACGACGUCGUUGAGCCACUUCUAUUGGAGGUGGAUCAGAUCUAUCACCUCGCUUGUCCCGCCUCUCCUGUUCAUUACAAGUUCAACCCUGUCAAGACUAUCAAGACAAAUGUGGUGGGGACUCUAAACAUGCUUGGGCUGGCAAAGAGAGUCGGUGCACGGUUCUUGCUAACGAGCACCAGUGAGGUGUACGGUGAUCCCCUGCAGCACCCUCAGGUCGAGACUUACUGGGGCAACGUCAAUCCAAUCGGUGUUCGAAGUUGUUACGAUGAAGGAAAGCGUACCGCCGAAACUCUGACUAUGGACUACCACCGAGGUGCUGGUGUUGAGGUGAGGAUUGCAAGGAUAUUCAACACAUAUGGGCCAAGGAUGUGCAUUGAUGACGGUCGUGUUGUUAGUAACUUUGUUGCUCAGGCCCUAAGGAAGGAGCCGUUGACGGUGUAUGGUGAUGGGAAGCAGACGAGGAGUUUCCAAUAUGUUUCUGAUUUGGUGGAAGGUCUGAUGCGGCUAAUGGAAGGAGAACAUGUAGGACCUUUCAAUCUUGGAAACCCCGGUGAAUUUACCAUGCUCGAACUUGCUCAGGUGGUCCAAGAGACAAUUGACCCGAAUGCAAAAAUAGAAUUCAAGCCUAACACAGAGGAUGAUCCACAUAAGAGAAAACCUGAUAUCACAAGGGCCAAAGAUCUUCUGGGUUGGGAGCCCAAGGUGUCUCUUCGCAAGGGUCUUCCCCUAAUGGUCUCAGAUUUCAGGCAACGCAUCUUUGGCGACCACAAAGAAGACGGUGGUGCCACCACCUCUACCACCAUGUCCUCACAUUAAGGAUGAAGUACAAUUUUGAGUGACAAAAGUAGAAGAAAAUGAAUAUUUUCGAGCAAAUAUAAAUUCCAAAUCCUUGUGAUUGAUACAAAAAAGGGGCGACAAUUGCAGUAAGAUUAAGCCCCACGUUUUUCUCCAUUGAAUAGUUUUGAGCGGUCUCCCUUAGCAUUUUUUGUCUCAUCCUUAUAUUUUAUUGUCAUAUUUGGAAUCAGAUAAGAAAAAAAAAAAACCAGAUGAGAAAAAAAAUAUCAUUUAAAUGCUUUGUUAUACUUUUUAGAUAGCAAGUUUCGCUUGCAAGAAUAAUUUCUACCCUAUCUUCUGUUUAUAUGUGAUCUAUAGUACUUGUUGCAUUAAUUAUAUUGCUUUUUUGUAUUUAA
Molecule: messenger RNA, 1901 nt
Organism: Camellia sinensis
Lineage: Eukaryota; Viridiplantae; Streptophyta; Magnoliopsida; Ericales; Theaceae
Source: RefSeq, a predicted model, not a curated record